Molecule: messenger RNA, 1082 nt
Organism: Xenopus laevis (African clawed frog)
Lineage: Eukaryota; Metazoa; Chordata; Amphibia; Anura; Pipidae
Exons: 1
Coding region: 132-887 (251 amino acids)
Source: RefSeq, a predicted model, not a curated record
GGUUCAUAAAGGUCAGGGGGAUAAGUAUUGGGAGGGGCAGACACCUAUAUGUAAUACACUUCCCCCAAUAUCUAAAGCUAUUAGACAAGAAGUUGUUGUUAGCAAGAGAACUCAUUCCCUACGGCAGCAGCAUGGCGUUUGAGCCCUGGAAAGACUACCUCCAGCUGGGGGCGCUAGUGCAGACAAUGGCACGAGAGAGGAGAAUACACGGACAGCAACAAGUGUCUCUGUUUAACACUGCGGGGGAAGAGAGUGCCAGCCUGCCAGCCAUGGAGGUGCCAAAUCAGAGUGGAAAUGCCACCGCACAGCUUCUCUUAGCCAGAAAGCCCACUGAUGUUCCUAGGCUUUACUGUCCACAGGAGGAGGCCACCAGUUUCUUCAUCCAGAAGAUGGACAAUAAAAAGGGGAAUUGCAGCCCUAAACCAACUGCAACUACAAACUGCUUUAAGGUUCCUGCAAGUGAUAUUCAGGUUGAGGAGGACAAAACCUUCCAGAUCCUCCUUGAACCCAAACUGGAUGGAAACUUUAACAAUCGUCCUGCUCAUGAGACUCAAGCUGUAAAGGACACCUGCCUCCAAGUCCAGCAAAGGGCAAAUAAGAUUGAGACUGGUACCCCUGAGCCACCUUCACCCAGCACCCGUUGUGCUGCUAAUGCCAAUCCACAUGGAGAGGGCAGCAAUGCAGGUGACAAGCUGAACAACCCAGACACGCAGAGCAGCGUUAAAGAACAAGGUGCAACUGGGAAGUUCUGCAUCUUCUGCAAACACAACGGGGAGUCCAGCAGAGUGUUCACCUCCCACACUUUGAGGAAUGCCAAUGGCUCAGUCAUCUGCCCCGUCCUGUACAACAAGAGCAGGCGCAAUUCUUCUGCCCAGGCGCUAAUUUAAAGGACACAGUAAAAGAUACCGUUAUACCCCGUGUUCUUCAGCUGCAGAUGAACCAGUUAUAGUGUUUGUUGGUUGGGAGAGUUCUCUUAUGGUGGGACAUUGUGGACAGUGGGUGCUGGUGGUGCAACUAAUAUCUGACCUAAUACUCUGUAUUUCACCCCUCCGCCGCCAUGAGAACUAGAGACGUGGCACAGU